Messenger RNA from Carassius gibelio (silver crucian carp), 432 nucleotides. RefSeq names its product myelin and lymphocyte protein-like. Gene Ontology annotation, biological process: myelination. The transcript has 4 exons. Gene Ontology annotation, cellular component: membrane. Bases 1 to 432 code for a protein of 143 amino acids. NCBI's taxonomy places the organism in Eukaryota, Metazoa, Chordata, Actinopteri, Cypriniformes, Cyprinidae. Gene Ontology annotation, molecular function: structural constituent of myelin sheath. The record is from RefSeq and is a predicted model, not a curated record.
AUGGCUUCCUCAGAGAGCAUGAUGCCCAGUGGCUGUAAGAUUUUCACCACAAUGCCUGAUAUUCUCUUCAUUCCAGAGUUUGUAUUUGGUGAAUUGGUGUGGACACUAGUGGCCUCCACCAAAGUGGAACCAGCAAAUCCUCAGGGCUGGGUCACGUUUGUGUCACUUUUCUGCUUCCUUAUCACCACUCUCUGGUUCUUCAUAUUUAUUACUGGCAUAAACCAGAACAGCAUCUGGCCUAGCUUGGAUGUAGGAUAUCAUUCCUUCAGUGUAUUCUUUUAUCUGAGUGCUGCAGUGCUUUUGGCUAAUGUCACUAUCGGAAAACAAGGAUUGGAUAAAGUGUACCAGCUAGACAUUGCUGCCGUGGUUAUGGCAUUUAUUGUCACAUUACUGUACUGGAUCCUCUCUGCUCACCGAUGGAAGUCCUCUUGA